This is a messenger RNA of Closterium sp. Naga37s-1, 933 nucleotides long. The record is from the annotation of a GenBank genome assembly. NCBI's taxonomy places the organism in Eukaryota, Viridiplantae, Streptophyta, Zygnematophyceae, Desmidiales, Closteriaceae.
AUGGCUUUCAGAGCGCUCGUCCUCUCGUGCAUCCUCCUCCUCGUGUCGACGCCCGCGUUGGCGCAGCGCGGUCCGCCUCGCGGAGGUCCUCCCGACGGCCGUGGACCAGGGGGGGCGCGCGGAGGCCCUGGCGCCGGUCCUGGCAGUCCCGAUGGCCCUGGCGGGCCUGGCGGAAAGCCGCCACACGGUCCGCCGCUAAACCUGACGGCCGUCGGGAAUCUGACGGCCGAUGUCGGCGCGCGACUGGCCAACUGCACGGCUGAUCAGAAGAUCCUUGACGGCCGUUUCCACCUCGCCAUCUUCAAGAACGCCACCGGCAAUUACAACCUCCUCGUCGAGGCGCUCCUGGUGGAUGCGGCGGGCGGUCCGCCCGACUCGCUCGCGAUCGUGAAGGGCGCUGCGUGCGACGCCGCCGCGACAGACGUGCUCGCGCUGCCGCUCGCCGCGUCGGACUGGCAGCAGCGCGCGGGGUGGUGGCUGCUGCACGCGGAGGCGCGCCUCGACGCGUUCCUCGAGAACGCGGACGCCGCCACCCUCGACGCGCUGCUCGUGGUGCUCCCCAACGCCCCGCUUCCGCGCAAGAGCGGCGGAGGCGCCCGCGGAGGCAGCGCCGGGGGCGCGCAGAGCGGGAAGGGUGGGAGGCGCAUGGGGCGGGAGCUGCUGAUGCGCGCAUUCGGCCGCCCUGCCAGGCAGGGGGGGCAGAAGCAGGGAGGCCAGCAACAGCAAGGAGGGCAGCACCAGCAGGGGGGAGCGCAGCAGCCGCCAGCAGGUGGUUUUUCAGGUGGAUUUCCAGGUGGUGAUGGUGGAGUGAACAGCACAGUGAGCGGGUAUGCUGUGCUGGCGGGCAGCACUGCAGCCGGUGUGACGUGGGGCGGGCAGCUCAUGGGGGUCAAGAUGCCUGACGCUGCUGCAGCUGCAGCUGGUGCUGCUUGA